GCGCCUUAUCUGCUGAGGGAGUAUUUAACGGCUACACACUUUGCAUGCUUUGUUUGCGCCGAUAAAAUGGAUCAGCAAACACCUGGCUGCAGGCCUGGCUUCAGGCUGCCAGGCCUUCAUGCAAUCGUCUUCACACUGCUAUCCCUGAACCUGCCGCCUCCGACGCUCGGUACAUACUACGUAUCACUACCGAGAUCAUUUACUCCUGGUUACCCAUUGGAUCUGUACGUUCAAGUAACGAACGCAAAUUCUCCUGUAAUUUGUGAAGCGGCGAUUGUCGAUGACAGCAAAACGACUGUGGCACGAACGAUUAAGACCAUCAUUUCAGGUAAGCCGGACCGGAUACGGAUUGAUGUUCCAGACGAGCUGCCUACAUCUAGGUACGUUAUCGCUGUGACCGGCACAGGAGGUCUGGCUUUCUACGAUGAGGCACAUCUACACUAUGAACAGGACGUCCUAGUACUGAUACAAACAGAUAAGACACGCUACUCUGCCAGACAAAAAGUGCUAUACAGGGCGAUAUUUCUACAAUCAGACCUUACCAACUUUCGGGGAAAUGCCAGCAUUUCUAUUUACGAUGGAAAAAACAAUCGCAUAAAACUAGAUGGACCACGCAAAAUUAGCCAUGGAGUCAUCGAAGGUCAUCUGGAUAUUAGCACAGAACCAGUCUUUGGGGAGUGGAAAAUACAGGCGAACGUUUUGGGCUUAGUAAAAAGCAAGUUCUUCAAAGUCUUUGAUUACGUUUUACCGAGAUUCAACGUGGAACUUGUAGUCCCAAAUGAAAUAUUAACGACUGACGGGACCAUAGGUGUUGCUGUUAAGGCAAGGUUCACGUUUAAUACUGAUGUUCACGGUACAUGUACAGUGGUCGUCUACCAAGAAAACGAUCCAUACCAUUACUUUACUAUUUCAAAACAGAUACAAGGGUCGGUAAAUUUUACAAUAUAUAUGUCUGAUCUCAUUGGCAAAGGGAUAACAUCGUCUAACUUGAAAGUGCGAGCUACUGUAACGGAUAACUCCACUUUGGUGUCGUUUGCCACAGAAAAGGAUGUCGUUAUACAUGAACCAAUUGUUGACCGCUUUGAGUUACACGAGAUUAUUCAAAGGCACGGAUUUGUAAACGGACUGAACUAUACAACCUUCCUAAAAUUGACGAACAACGGGCAAGCUCCAAGAAUGUCAGGAAUACUUUACGUUUUUGUCACGUAUUACAGUGCUGUUUUAAGAACGUGCCAACAACUUCUCAACCAUUAUGACUAUUUAGUCAUUUCUAAAUCCAGUUUUAAUGGGCAAACAACCUUUGGUGAAAAUGGCAUUGCAGAAGUAACAAUUCCUGUAGAAGGCGCUGAUAUUGAGAAAAUCGAGUUAACGGUACGGCACGGCGUUGCAGAACUUUUCACAACGUUAUACUCGAUGUCGAAAACCCCGGUAGACAUGUUGACACUGACAUUGAGUAGCGCUGAACUACAGGUUGGAAACGCUGUAACCGUUACAGCAGAAUCAUCAACACCACUUACUGGUCCAGUUAUAUUGGAAGUUUUCUGUCGAAACCGUCGUGUGCAAUUUGAUUCUACAAUGGCUUCCGGUCAAACUACUAUUCGGAUGACCGUUUCACUUACAGAGGAAAUGGCCCCUUUCUCAUACAUUAUAGCUUCACAUAUAACAAGCGAUCGGCGUAUUUUAUUAGACAGUGCUUAUGUUCAGGUUGACGGGACAAUGCUUAAAAAUAAGGUACAAGUGACUUACAACACAACACAUACGGAGCCAGGACAGUUUGUGGAUAUGAAAAUAACGGCUGAUCCGUAUUCGGCGGUAUACGUAAUGGUUGGAGAUGAGCGCAACAGACUACUCGGAAGUGAAAACGACAUCUUUUCGGAUGAGGUUAUUAACGGGGUGACGUCUUUUGCACACAAUCCUGAAGACAAUUCCUUUAUAUACAAUCAAGAGGAAACAAAACCUGGAAACACAUUCUAUUCGAAUCAAUAUGGGCCUUCCAUUUCUCAGACCACUGGCGUGAUUAUUUUAACGGACGGGUCAGUAUUUAAUAGAAGUCAGGCAGAAGGGUUACUGAUUUUGGGUAGUCAUCCAAACAGUUGUCCAUACCCACCUAUUGGACCUUUCCCGGGAAACGGAGCCUAA
This is a messenger RNA of Dreissena polymorpha, 2139 nucleotides long. Its product is annotated as CD109 antigen-like. The record is from RefSeq and is a predicted model, not a curated record. Bases 67 to 2139 code for a protein of 690 amino acids. Lineage: Eukaryota; Metazoa; Mollusca; Bivalvia; Myida; Dreissenidae. The transcript is spliced from 20 exons.